GCACCCGUGUUUGUGUUUGUGUUUUUGAUGAGCUGUUUGGCUUACGCCCCAAGCGACAAACAACUGUUGCCACCUCCUUGGCGCCGUUAUCUUCUUUUCCCUUCUUCUCCCCUCUCCUUGCUGCGUCUCUGAGACUGGAUGACACAAACACAGUGUUGAAGUGAGCACCUCCUUCAGCGCCGAAGAUUGUCAGCGUCCCCCUCUGUCCACGCACGCGCGCGUGCGACUCAAAGACGCCCAUCCAGCAGCACAUGCGGUGGCGCUCCUCGAGACUCAUCAGGAUGUCGGCUCGCCACCUCGCAGCUGCGUUGGUUCUUGUCGCCGCUGUUCUGUGGAGCGCGGCGAUAAGUUGCCAAGCCACCGAGGAAACCUGCAAUGACCAAUCGGUGCUGCUGCAGAUUGAGGGCCUCUUCAAUGAAAUGGACUCCGACAACUCCACGACCAUCGUGUCAGCAGAAUACACGGCAUAUUGCGCCUCUGAUAUCAACGGCACUUGCCCCAACAUCUCUUUGGCCUUUUCUUUUGACACCGACGGCAGCGCGUCGUUGGACCCGCACGAGUUCCGCACGCUGGUGUGCUCUCUGCUGUUGAAUGGAACGGACAUUGCUGCCAACGCAACGACGACGUCGGCACCACCCACAUCAGGCGCCCUCUCCACCACCGCCACGACCAGCACCUGCCCGUUUGGUGGCUGUGGCGUAGGAGUGUGCGAGGAAGGCCGGUGCGUGUGCCCGUCAACGCACACGGGCGACGCGUGCGAGUUUGAGCUGUGCGCGGACACCCCUGGCGACUGCAUCAACGGUGGCGAGUGCAUCCAGCACAGCUUCGGCGGCCAGCAGACCCAGGAGUGCCUGUGCCCUUCCAAUGCGUGGGGUUGGACGUGCGAGUAUGUGGAGUGCGACCAAGGCAUGUACCGCAACACAAACACGGACACGUGCGAGAACAUCACGGCGUGCGCGUACCCGGCGCAGUACGAGGCACAGCCAGCCACGCGCUCCACGGACGCCAUCUGCCUGGCCGUGUCUCCCGCGUGCGACUUUCCAAACACAUAUGAGGCGCAGGCGCCGAGCGAAACGCAGGACCGCGCGUGCUAUCCCGUCAUGCCGUGCUUUCCAGGGCAGGUGGAGGUGCAGCCACCAACGCCAACCAGCAACCGCGUUUGCCAGUACACCACGACCACCACAAGUUCCACCACGAUUGCGACAACGACAACAACCAGCAGCAGCAGCAGCAGCAGCACCACCACCACCACCACCUCAACCAACUCCACGUCCACAACAACAACAACAACAACAACAACAACCACAAGUUCCACCACCAGCACCACCACCAGCAGUGCGAGCUCGACUGCGUCGUGUGCGGGCGUGACGUGCCUCAAUGGCGGCCGCUGCCGUGCUGGCAGGUGCGUGUGUGCGUCUGGGUGGGUUGGGGCCGCGUGCGAAGCGUCGGCCAACACCGCUGUCGUCAAUUCCCGCGGCAACAUCACCGACCUUAACCGCAUCUACCGCCUCUCAAACCAGGAGGCAACGCUUAUCAACCCCUGGCACGCCUGCGCCAACCAGACCUGCCGCACCGUGUUCGCUGACGGCGUGUGCGACCCCUCGUGCAACACCGCCGCGUGUGUGUUUGACGGCGACGACUGCGUGGCCAUCGCCCCCAUCUGCAAGCAGGUGGCGGCCGGCACAUGCACGUUUGGUGGCGACGCGUGCAACCCGGCGUGCGCAACCUCCGAGUGCCUCUGGGACAACAACGGCUGCGGCACGUGGGAUACAGGCGACAACAGCCUGGCUUACACACUGCGCCUGUUUCUGGACCUUGAGCUGUCUGUGUUCACAGGCCGCGUGCAGAGCACGUUUGCAUAUCGCCUCUCCCAACGGCUCGACGGGUUUGUCACCUUUGCCGCUGUUCGCCAAGCCGUCAUGUUUGGUCCAUCAUCGUCGCCAUCAUCAGCAGCAUCUGCCGCAGCAUCGUCGUUGUCGUCGUCGCCGUCAUUGCUGAGUGCCUCCUCCGCCAUCGCCAACCGUCCAUGGCGGGCGCGGCGCGAGGGCGAUGUUGCGUCGCGUCCAGUGCUCCAAGUUGACGCCACCAUCACCCCGCGCUGCAGCGUCAGGUGCAUCACCUCCUCGCAGGCCGCCGCAGGAUAUGUCAACGCCAUUGUCGCCGCUGGGGCGUCCUCGUCUGAUCUUGGUGUCCCCGUGCUCCGUGCACAGGCAACGACAUCGGGCAAUGGCGGUGACGGUGGCAGUGGUGGCAGCGUGAGCGUGUCGCCUGCGGGCGCAGCCACCAUCGCGGGUGUGUGUUUGCUUGCACUGGGUGUGCUGGUUGUGAUUGGCGUUGUUGGCAAAGGAGCCAAGCGACGAGUGACGAUUGAAGCCAUUGAGCUGCAUGAGGGUGGCGCACACACCAGCCCGCCACCGCCACCGCCACAAGUUGAUGAUGCUGCGGCGUGGAGCGAUGGAGGACCGCUCCCGGCCAAGCGAGCACGCCACCACCACCACCAGCAGCAGUACGAAGACAGCCCGCAGUUCAGUGGCAGGAUGGCGACGGCUGUGUCGUCAUCGUCGUCGCGUCUGCUGGCGAUGCGCGGAGAUGACGACUUUGACCCCAACAUGGACCAUGCUGCUUAUCCCCGUUUUAAGAGCAGCACCAACACCAACAGCAGCGUCACGUCACCACAACACCAGCACCAGCACCACCAGCACCAACACCAGCAGCCCGAGUACCAGCCGCUGCCGCGGCGCCGCAGCUCUUCGGUGUCGUCGUCGUCGUCGGUGGCUGCUCUGAUCCGCACGCUGAGUAGGAGCGCCAGCACCUCUGCAAAGGUCUGGCCCGCGCCCCAGCCACCAGCAUACACCGAGCACGAUCCACACCAGCAGCAGCAGCAACAACGCCAACAACAGCACCAACAGCACCUGCAACAGCACCAACAAGACCAGCAUCAGCAUCAUCAGCAGCACUUGGCCCGUGGUGAUGACGCCCUGUUCUCGCAUAUGGGGGCGAUUGGUGAGGAGCAGGACGAUGAUGGCUGUGGUGGUGGUGAGACGGCGCUGGACGCGUUUAUCAACUCACAGGCACAAGGAGAAUGCAGCACAACCACGGGCACCACUCAUCACAGCGACAGCAGCAUCCCUGGCACGACUGACACGUGGAUGGGCAGCGAGCACGCCAGUAUGGCGAACAGCCCUGCGGAGAGCGCGUGCACGGGGUCGAGUGUGCACGGCAGCGCCAUGGCCACCAACCCGCUGCUGCUGGACAACGACGCGCUGGACUUUGCAGUGUUCUCAUCGGAUGCUCAUGCACUGAUGCACAGCGACCACCAGCACGGCGCUUACGACGACGCACACAACGUCCGCUUUGAUCGCCAUCACCAUAAGCCGCGGCCCGUGCUCUCGCCCAUUGUUGGCGACGUUGAUCUUGACCAGCAGCAGCGGUAUGGGUGGCAGUCUGAUGGUGCUGAUCACGCGGGACCCGUGCCCGUGAUCGGUGUUGGCGAUGGCGACGUUGGUGGCGACGAUGCGUUGCGCCCUGCACCGCUGUGGUCGCCUCACACCACAGCAGCACCACCGCCGCCGCCGCCCAUGAUGGCGCUGCAUGGCGACGACGACGGCGCGAUCACCAAUGACGAGGACUUGAUCCGCGCGUGUGCACGGGACUUGGCGGCGGCGCGGCGGUCUGCAAACAUCGGGGUUGUUGUUGCCAACACGCACGCGCGCGCAGCUGGCAGCGUUGCUGACCCACAACAACAACAGCAGCAGCCAGACGUGCACGUGCACCCCUCGCGUUACUUACACCUGCAGAUGACCGGCGACGGCAGCUCUUUGUCGCUGGAGCAGCUGUGCACAGACAUCACACCCGUCCUGCCGCGCCGUGCUAUUCCGGCACGCAGCGAGCGGCAGCACAGCACCCAGCGGUACGAGCAAGGCAGUGACGCUGUUGGCCCUGCUGUGUCUCAUGCACAGCAACACGAGUCAUCGUCAUUAUCACCACUUGUGCGUGGUGGGGAGUGGUCAUCGCCGGGCAGUUCGCCGGGUGACGGCAGCACGACCGCCAGCACCACACCGCCACAGGGCCAUACGCCGCGCUCACAUGCUGACGAUGAUGACAACGACGAUGACAACGACGACAUUGCUCAUGAUGGCGACACGAGUGGCGGUUCUAGUGCACAGGGUCACGUGCACGCUCACGCCAGCCCGCGCGAAUCGCACCAGCCACCGCGCACCGCUGCGCCGGCCGUGCCCUGCGCGCCCGCUUCAUCUCCCCUGGCGCGGGCAUGCACAACAGCGUCUCCAACGUCACAACUUCCGCCACCACAGGAGCAGCAGCAGCAACAGCAGCAGCAACAGCAGUCGUUGUGGAGUGCUGAUGAUGCGCGCAAUGAACAGCGGGAGCUGUUGGCCGCAUGUGCGUCUGCGAGCGCUGUGGAACGCGGUGCCAUCUUCACUGCCCUCUUGCAACUCGAGUCGGCAGCAUCAUUAUCCUCAUCACCAUCAUCAUCGUCGUCGCCGUCGUCAGCAUCGCCAUCAGCGCGUGGAGCGAUCGCGAUCGCGACCACGAACACAACGCCGUCGUCGUCGUCCGCGCCCUCUCCGCAACAGAUCGGCGACGACGAACCCACAGCCCGUGGUGGUGAUCGUGGUGAUGGCCCUCGUGCUGGUGAUGGUGCGGGUGUGCGCGCGUUCCUGCGUGCCAUUCCCUCCGGCGAGCUGCUGUGCGUGGCCGGCCCCCGUGGCGAGACGCUGCUACACAUGGCGUGCGAGGCGCAGUGCAUGCCUGCGGUGCGUGUGCUGCUUGCGGAUGCGGUGCGAGCGUCGGCGCUGCUUGCGACGAGAGAUGACGACGGCCGCACGCCGCUGCACAUUGCCGCGUCCGUCGGCUUUGAGCCCGGUGUCGAGGCCAUCCUCAGCCUCAGGACCCCGCAGCCCAGGCCCGGUGCUGCUCGUGGCGCCCGCGGUGCUCGUGGUGGUGUUCACAGCAGGGAUGGCAACAAGGGGCAGCGAGGUGGGCCAUCAGCUGAUGUUGAUGUUGAUGUUGAAGUUGACGUUGAUGCUGCGGACAGCACCGGUGCGUCGCCGCUGAUUGCGUGUGUGCGGCAGCGCCAGUUGCGGUGUGCCAAGCUGCUGCUGCGGGCGGGCUCGAACCCGGACCAUCGCGACGUGCGCGGGUGGGCGGCCGUGCACUGGGCGGCCGUGCAGAACGACGCGAGCGGCGUGAAGCUGCUGUUGGCGUACCGUGGCGACAUCAACAUCAAGACCAACAACAGCCAGACGCCGCUGCACCUUGCCACGCGCGAGGGCAACGUGAAGGUGGUGCAGCUGCUGUUGAGCAGAUUUGCCAAGCGGCACGUGGAGGACGCGUUUGGGCAGACGCCCGCGGGCCUGGCGCGCGAAAUGAAGGACACAGCUGUUUUGCAGGCGUUUUCGUCCACCACCUCUGUGUCUGGUCGUGGUGGCCAGGCCCUGCGCAGCAAGCGGCCCGCUGCCCCCAAGAUGCCGCUGCUGCGACGCGGCAGUGGCGGCGGCAGCACAGCGUGAUGCCAGCGUGUUUGUAUGUAUGCGUGCGUAUGUGUUUGGAAGCGUGUGCGAAUAUGGUUGACGAUUGUAUGUGUGUGCACGUAUGUUUGACGUGUUGGCAUUUGUGGAAGUGUUGUUUUUUGAAGUGAUGUGUUUGUUGGGUUGGUUCUGACAGCGUGUGCACAGUGACUGUGUAUGUGCAAGAGCUGGUGUUCCGGGGGGGGGGGUUGUUCAGUGCUCUUUCUUGCGGUAGCUAUCUUGGGUGGUUUGUUGGAUUGCGGUAUUCUUAUGCAGCAGUGGUGGAGAUGACAUGGUGUUCUGCUUCUUUAUUUGACGUCUUAACUGAUGAAUGAACACGAUGACAUGAAA
Molecule: messenger RNA, 5879 nt
Organism: Salpingoeca rosetta
Lineage: Eukaryota; Choanoflagellata; Craspedida; Salpingoecidae
Exons: 2
Coding region: 252-5531 (1759 amino acids)
Molecular function (GO): protein binding
Source: RefSeq, a predicted model, not a curated record